This is a messenger RNA of Cynara cardunculus var. scolymus (artichoke), 1728 nucleotides long. Its product is annotated as receptor homology region, transmembrane domain- and RING domain-containing protein 2-like. The transcript is spliced from 4 exons. NCBI's taxonomy places the organism in Eukaryota, Viridiplantae, Streptophyta, Magnoliopsida, Asterales, Asteraceae. The record is from RefSeq and is a predicted model, not a curated record. Bases 331 to 1539 code for a protein of 402 amino acids.
UCCAUUUACACAGCUGAUCACCAAAUCCAAAAACCCAAUAACGAUAUAUACAAAGUUACAAAUAUUUAUGGAAGCGUUCUAAAGAAAACAUCCUUCAUCGCCGAAGCUUUCGAUUUGACUUGGAGUCAUCCAAACUCUCCCACAUAGCUCAAAUACCCCAAAGAUCCUAAACCGUAAUAUAUGCCAAAUUAGAUGUCUAUGAAGAUGGAAUCUGAUGUUUCCAUCCAAUUCAACUAAAACCCUGGUUUCAUUGUGCAUUUGUUUGAAGAAAAAUUGAGGAAUUCAACAGUAUAGGAUCAUAACCUUGGUGGGUUUGGGGAUUCAGAAGAGAUGUUGAAUCUUUGGGUAUUCUUAUGUACUUUAAGUUGUUUAAUGGUUUCUAGGGUUUUCGCUAAUGUUGUUUUGAGGGGGAAUGGUGUCACCUUGUCGUUCACCGAUAUUGCAGCGAACUUCGCACGGCCUGUGAAUGGGUCCGGGGAACAUGGAACGUUGUUUCUGGCAUCGCCACUAGAUGCUUGCUCACCCUUGAUCAAUAGUGCAAUUGAAGACGAUAUAAUUUCCCCAUAUGUGUUAAUAAUUAGAGGAGGAUGCCCAUUUAAGGAUAAAGUUCGAAGGGCACAGGAUGCAGGAUUCAAGGCCGCAAUUAUUUACAACAACGAUGACAGUUUUUUGGUUGCCAUGGCAGGGAAUCCAGGUGGUAUACAUAUACAUGCUGUAUUUGUUUCAAAUGACGCAGGCUGCAAACUCCAGGAUUAUGUUGGCAAAACUGAAAUUGAAGUGUGGCUUAUCCAAAACAAUGAGAACUCAAUAUGGUCAAUCAUGGCCAUAUCCUUCAUUUUAUUGCUUGCCAUGUCAGCAGCAUUGGCGAGUUGUUUCUUUGUGCGUAGACGUGACAUACGACAAGAACUCCCCCGUGUUCGAGGAUUCAACGGGAUGAGUAGACGGCUUGUCAAGGCCAUGCCAAGCCUCUUUUUUACGACGGCUUUAGAAGACAACUGCACUUCAGCAACGUGCGCUAUAUGCCUUGAAGACUAUGAUGUCGGUGAUAAGCUUAGAAUUCUUCCAUGCCACCAUAAAUUUCAUACACUUUGUGUCGACGCUUGGCUGACAUCCUGCAGGACGUUUUGCCCUGUUUGCAAGCGUGAUGCCAAUACCACCAUCAGUGAUCCACCAGCCACAGAACGGACACCGUUACUAUCUUCAUCAUCUUUAUCGUCAUCAUCCCACGUGGCAUCAAGACCAAUGGUAAUAGGCCACUUGUCACCUUCAUCAUCAAACACCCCUAGCAGUCAGCAAUCUUUCCAUGAAUCCCUUAAUCCAAGAUCAAGCCUAAGUUCAUCAGCCACAAUCAGCAAUCCCUUUAUCAUUCCUUCUUCAUUGCCUCUUAACUCCGUAUACAUGCCUUUUUACGCAAGUCCCAGGAAAGUUUCAUCAAGCUACAGCCGGUCUUCGAUUCAGCAGUCAUGUUCUCCAUGCCACAGUGAGUCUAUGGCUAGCUCUUCAUGGUCUGAGUCAACUCAGUCACUCCCAGAAUGUUGAUCAUAAAUUGAAGUAAAAAACUAAAUCUGCUAACAGUUGCAUUUGAUGCUCGCUUAGUUUAUAUUUUGAUAAUUUUAAGUUUGGUGCUUGUUUUAGUAGUUGUGAAUGUUUGUGUGUUUAUGGAGGUAAAUAACUGCUUGGGGGUUUUGGUGAAUUUAAAGCAUAGAGUAUCUAAUGAUGUUCUUUCAA